UAAUAAAUACUUCUAGAUUGUUAUCGAUUGACCUUGGUGCAAACAUAAUCAUCAUACCCGCUCAUAGGAACUAUGAUCAGGGUAUAGAAUGGAAAGGAAGGCGACAACUCAUAUCUAUAAAGAAGACUGCAACCAAAGAAUCUCUCGACUCGAAAAAGAUCCAAAUAGUGUAUACUUCCAACUUAAAUUGAUGAAUUUUUUAGUAUACUUUAUUAUAACCCAAAAAACGAAGAACUAUUAGUCCGAUGGAAUAACAAUAUGCAAUUGUAGCAAAUUGUUAGAUUUAAUUACUCCUAAAAGCUUUGCUGAUAUAUGCUAUGGACAAGGGGGAAAUUAGCUGCAGUAACCUCCUUCAGCUUGCAACAAUAUAUGAAUUAUCAUCAUCACAUUCACUACCAUAGUUCAUUGUUAUCAUCAUCUAAGUCAAAGAAUCUUUCUUGCUCCUACUCAUAGAUGCACACUUCUUUUAAUUUUUCUAGGAUUCUCCUCAAAGUUUGUGCCUUUCCUUUUUUCUUUCUUUCUCCCUUCUCCUUCAAUUUUCAGUCUUGUAUAUGAUUAGUUUGAGGAACUAAAUAAAGAUUUUAAAUGGGUUUUCUGUUUUGUUAAAUGGUUUUGUUUUAGUUUUUGAUUUUCAUUCAUGAUUAUUAAGGAAAAACAAGUUUUCAAUAACCACCCUUAUGAACCAGAAAAGUCCAUAUAAUGGAUCAAUUUUUAGACGAAGGUUGCUGGUUACAACAAACAUCUGAUAAGUCAAACCUUCUUCAGUCGAGUCUGGGUCUGGGUCCGGGUCAAAUUCAGGGUCAGGGCCAGGAUCAGGGUUCUGAACCAUCUACCUCUCAUAGUUUGAAUUUGAGCUACCCACCAUAUCCCUUGUUCCCUUCAUGUUCUAUAAAAGAUAGGUUGGUAAAAGCAAUCUAUAACUUAAAAGACAUGAACGGAGAUAGAGAUGUGCUUAUUCAGUUAUGGGUUCCUAUAAAGAAAGGACUACAUAUUUACCUUACAACAUUUGAACAACCUUACUUCUACCAAGAUUCUAGCAAGAGAUUACAUAACUAUAGAGGUGUUUCAGAGAAGUAUGAAUUUUUAGUAGAUGAAGAUACUAAACAGGCACUUGGGUCGUUCCCUGGGCGAGUCUUCCUUGGCAAAGCACCUGAAUGGACACCUGAUGUUAGGUUGUUUAGGGAAGAAGAGUAUCCAAGAAGUGUUUAUGCAUUUAAGUAUGAUGUUCGUGGCUCGAUUGCUCUUCCUAUAUUCGAAAAAGACAAUGAUCAUUCUUUGGGUGUUGUUGAGAUUAUCAUGACUACUGAUAAAUUUGAUUAUCGUCCUCAAGUUGAAUGUGUUUGUAAAGCGCUUGAGACUGUUCAUCUCAGAAGCUCAGAAAUCUUCAACAUCCCUCAACAGGUAGAAAAAGUAUGUUAUGAAGCUGUACAGUUUGAGAUUCUAAACGUAGUAAGAACUGUAUGUGACACCUUCGAUUUGCCUCUAGCUCAGACAUGGGCUCCAUGUUCACAACAAAGAAAAGAGGGGUAUUGGCAUUCGGACAACAAUGCCACCUGUGUUUCAAUCAUUGAAUCGGCUUGUUAUGUGCAUGAUCAACGAGUUCAGGAAUUUCACAAGGCGUGUACUGAUCACCAUUUACUGAAAAGGCGAGGAGGUAUAGUCCGAAAAGCAUUCGAGACCAACCAACCGUGCUAUGCUACUGAUGUCACAGAGUUCAGUAAGGUUGAAUAUACUCUGUCCCAUUACGCAAAGAUGUGUGGGCUGUAUGGAGCAGUAGCAGUAAAGGUACAUAGCAUCUAUCAUGAGGUGAAUGAUUAUGUUUUGGAAUUUUAUUUACCAUCAAAUAUCAAGGAAAAAGGGCUAGCUUUCCAUGCUAGGAUAUGGCAGACGGUAGCAACGGUAAUACAGCAGAACUGUCGGUUUUUGCAGUCCGUCACAGGCCAAGAUAUCGGAGAGCAGGCGAAAGAGACUUCCUGGGUGUCACAGAUGAUCCACCCAAAGAGAAAAGGUAAGGAAGUAGUGGUUUCACUGGAAUUCAGGAAAGAUGAGCCUAGCAAAGGGUUUGAAGUGAUGAACUGGAGUGAAAACGAGCCAAGUUUACAACUCGGGCAGGCUCUUUCUGAUGAAGACCUUUACCAAGAUAAUUCUGAGUCAAAAGGCGUUAGUGGUUCUUGUUUAUCUUCUGUAAGCCGAUUUCCUCUUGGUGGCAGAAAAUCUGGGGAAAAGAGAAGGACCAAGACACAAAAAACCAUCAGCUUGGAUGUGCUUAGGCAAUAUUUUUCUGGUAGCCUUAAAGAUGCGGCUAAAAGUAUUGGAGUUUGCCCAACUACUCUGAAAAGGAUAUGUAGGCAACAUGGAAUUGCUAGAUGGCCUUCUAGAAAGAUCAAGAAGGUGGAUCAUUCCUUGAGAAAACUUCAACUAGUGAUCGACUCAGUGGAAGGUACGGAAGGUGCCAUCCGACUGUCUUCUUUCUACACAAAUUUUCCUGAUCUUAAUAGUCCAAACACACAACCAAAAUCCAAUCAAGUUUCCUCUAUAAACUUGAACAAUCAACCAAAGCAGCAGCUAACUACUGAACCUGAAGGAAGUCUGUUCCCUUCAGGAGGAGCGACAGCCUCGAACUCCUCAUCCUCUACUUCUUCAAGCCAAACCUCGAGUUCUAGCUAUUGCUUCUCAAGCGGAGAGAAACUCACAUCAUCUCCCGUGACAGCCAUUGCUUCGGAGAGUAAAGAAGCAUCAUUCAUAGAGAUUCCUGGUCGGUCCCUAAAGAGGGCUCGAAGCGAGGCAGAAUUACAGGUGCUUAGCAAGAAAAGAGCUAAACAAAUCCUAGAAAGAUCACGGAGAAACAAAACUCUAGCUGAACAUCCCUUAUUUGAAACUUUACCGCCUUUGCUAGUAACUAAAAGUUUGCAUUCGAGAAAGGCAGGUCACUUUAAAGCUAAAGUUACUUUCGGAGAGGAAAAAGUCCGGUUCUCAAUCUUACCGAACAUGGGAUUUCAAGACUUGCAAAAAGAGAUAGCUAAAAGAUUUAGUUUGGAAGACUUGAGUAAGAUUUGUAUUAAGUACUUGGAUGAUGACAAAGAAUGGAUUCUUUUAACAUGUAAUGCUGAUUUAGAGGAAUGUAUAGACAUACAUAAAUCGUCUAGGAGCCACACAAUAAAGCUUACGGUUUCGCCUCUAUCAGGCUUGGCCGGUUCUUUUGGUAGUUGCGGUUUAUCCUAACUUCAAAUUUUGCCUUCCUUUCAAAGUCUAUGGAACUUCGAUGGUCCAAAAAUGUAUGUAUUCUCUGUUCUUAUCUUUAAACAAUAGUGUACACAGAUAGCAGUUUUGUUUUCCAUCUAAAUGGAACAUUGGGAAUUUUUUUCCUACCAG
Molecule: messenger RNA, 3372 nt
Organism: Amaranthus tricolor (Joseph's coat)
Lineage: Eukaryota; Viridiplantae; Streptophyta; Magnoliopsida; Caryophyllales; Amaranthaceae
Product: protein NLP2-like
Exons: 4
Coding region: 700-3222 (840 amino acids)
Molecular function (GO): protein binding; DNA-binding transcription factor activity
Source: RefSeq, a predicted model, not a curated record